AUGCCGACACACCAACACGCCCCGCCGCCCGUGCACAGCCUCGCACCGCCACGCUUCCCGCAGUUCAGAGACACAGCAUGUACACAGCGAGAGGAAGACACACACACACACACACACACACACACACACACACACACACACACACAUAGCAUCUACAUUGCCCCCACAACCCCCACUGCCCCUAGCCUCUCCCCCUCUUCAUUCCCACACGCAUCACUAACCUUCCCUCCUCCUCCUCUUCGUCAGGUCCGGCUGUCCCGCCAGUACCGCGUCACGGGCAUCCCCUGCCUCGUGCUCGUCGACAGCCGCAGCGGCCACGUCCUCACCCGGGCGGGCCGCGAGAAGGUGACCAGCGACCCUGAAGGACACCACUUUCCCUGGCGGCCGAGAACUGUGGGCGACAUCCUGGCCUCCGCCCGCCUUGUAGACCCCCAGGGACAGGAAGUGGCCCACGACACCAUCAAGAACGCCUACAAAGGAUUGUACUUCUCUGCUCAUUGGUGUCCGCCCUGCAAAGCCUUCACGCCCCAGCUGGUCGCCGCCUACGGGAAGAUGAAGAAGAAAGAAGAGAACUUUCACAUGAUCUUCAUCAGUUCAGACAGGAGCGAGGAGUCGUGGCGGACGUACCACAACAGCAUGCCGUGGCUUAGCCUGGCAUGGGAGGAGAAGGAGGCGCGGCACGAGCUGGCCAGCAGCCUCGAGGUGAAGGGCAUCCCGACCCUGGUGGUGCUGGACCCCGACAACUCCGUCAUCACCACCGACGGGCGAUCCCAGUUCUCCGACGACCCCACGCUGGAGAGAUUUCCGUGGCGGCCUCAGAGCGUGGAGGUGUUGGGGGAGCGACACACACCCAAGCUGCAGGAAAGCCCGUGUCUGGUCCUCUUCACAGACGGGGACGCGGCCGAGCUGCAGUUUGGUCGCGACGUGCUGCUCCCGGUGGCCGAGGAGUACUUGCUGGAGCACCCCCAUCAGGGCGGCCUCACGCUGCACUUCUUCGUCGCCGGGGAGGACGAGGUGGCGGACGGCGUAAGGGACUACGCCUGUCUGGAGGAUGUGGUGCCGCUCGUGGCCAUCCUGGACCUGGCCGAGGGUUGCAAGUUUCUGCUGGAGGAAGGCGUCGAGGUGUCCACCGCCACCGUCCACAACUUCGUCACCAGGUACACCAGCGACAAGCUCAAGGCGCUCCCCAUCAGGCCGGGCGCCGCCGAGGCCACCGCCGCCAGCUAACACCGCCCGCGGCCAGAGGGACGGUGCGUGGCUGGAGGGAGCGGCGGUCUUCGUGCGGCGGAGAAAAUGGAUUUUGACUUUGUUAUUACAUUAAUAAUAUCCUUGUAAAGGUUCUGUAUUACGAAAAAAUGCUGGAUGAGUGUUGUAGUCUGUACUUAGCGUUGUUUGUGAUUAUAUACCUGAUUGCAUCAUAGAUUAUUUGUGUUGACGCUGAUACGGAUAUCAUUAAGAUUUAUCGUAAGAAAAAAGAUAAAAAAAUGUUUUCAUGGUUGUUUUUCUCUUGAUGAAUAUUAUUUUAUUGUACGUAUGUGUUUCUGGUGGUUAUGAUCAUGGCCUGUCUGCGGCGUUCCAAGCAAACAGAUGAUGAAGUUGUGAAGUUGAUGUACCCUGCAUUGACAGUUUUUAUGUUGUCGCGGGGCGGUUCAUGCGUCGUAUCGGUGUUCCGCGGGUACGAUGGUUAAGAGUCUCGACGUGGGCUGAGUUUUGGAGUACUUUUACACACCAGUGUUGAGUGUUAUUCAGUGUAUCCCGGCAGACGUGCGUACACAAACUAUUAAACACCUGCACAAAUCGAGAAUGAGGGAAUCAUAAUAAAAUAUAACGCUGCCUGAGUUAAAAUAAGGCGAUGGAAAGACCUUAUAGGCUUUAACACCGAUGAUGACAACUCGUUUUUGUAUAUUCUGAUAUAAUUCAAACCACCGUUGUGCUAUGACUUACAAAGAAUACAGCAGUCCACGCAAUAUAUACUAGUUGAGUAUCCAUCAGGUACCCCGAGUUUACCAUGAAUAGAGGUUUGAAAUUCACAAGUAUAGGACGGUUCCGAAACACGCAUCCAGGCCGUCACUUGUUGCGGGGUGCCCAUGUUGUGACGUCACGCCGCUGCUCUUGUUUAUUUUUGGAACCCGCGAGACGUAUGAAGGUAUCCGAUAUUAUCUUUAAUUAUUUUUGCUUAUGUAUCGUUAAAAUAAAUGGCGAUGGCUGACUCGGCAUCAAGCGCGGGAGACGGCGAACAACCAGCAACAGAAGAUAACCAGAUAAUGAAGAAGAUAAAGGCUCCAGCGUGAAGGUGAGGCUACUCGUAGGCUAGCAGUGAGCAGGAUCGGGGCAUUGUAAGCGUCCAAACCAAACUAUAUUCUCCACAAUGAUCCGCCAUUUCUACUCAAACCAGAUACGUAAGAAAUUCCCUGUGUGGUUUCCUAAAGUUUCCUCCUUUUUAUAUCGACGCCAAACACUAUAAAAGGAAUUUUCGUUAUAUUUUAUGUUUGGUUGGGUAGUUUACAAACCUGCUGUACUGGACUGUAAAACUGGCCCUUAGCGUUGAGGAGAAAACAGCAGUGAGGGUGUGUGUGUGUGUGUGUGUGGGGGGGGGGGGGGGGGGGGAGGAGCUAACCACAGAUAAAAGAACAAAGCACAAUGGAUUAACACAAACAUGCGAGAAAAAUUACAAGAAAAAUUCCAAGGGGUCACCAUUCCGAGGGCCACCCAGCCAGCAUCAUAUUUUCGGUCACGGUAAUGCACAUCCUUGGCACGCCUCCAUAAACUUGAACCCGCUCACUGCUCUGUCUGAUUUAUAUCGUGUUGUCUAAGGUGUGUCAGAAAAGUUGAUCGAUGUUACGAAAUGCUUAAUGACAAAGGAAGGGUAUUCGAGACAGGUUAUUAUAGAACAUUGUAUCUGAGAGUAUAUGAUGCGUUGCACGUUUGUUACAUUCGUCCUAACGGUGAGUACUGGUUGCCUCACGGUACUGUUGGCAGACUACAUGAGUGACGAUACCGCUCUGAAGGAAGGUUGUGGUCAGGGACUUAUAGAAGGAAUGCUGUAUUCUCUGCAUUAGGAUGAUUAUCCAUUUAAAAAUCAAUACGACUUGGUAUCUAUAUGCAUAAUCCUGACUUUAAUUCGUGGGUUUAAUUAACACGAAGCACGUGGUGUUAGGGAACUCUGGUAACUACUGUGUGAACAAGCUUCAUCGACUGAUAUCUUCGGAAUGCCGUAGACAGACAGUUUCGAAAUUACAGAAUGAUUUAUAGUUAUUUAAGGUUUAGUCGACAUCGUUCCUGAGUUCAGUUUCUGAUGCCACGAGUGAGUUGUCCCGUCGCGGCUGUUCCCGUGCUGGUUACUCCCAGCGGGGUGCCCCGUGAGUCAGCUGGGCGGCGGCGGCGAUGAGACGGAGCAGUAUAACUAUCUUUCCAAUUGUUUCCAUUAUCCCUCCUGUUUCUCCUUCUCCUCUUCUUCCUGCUUCUCCUUCUCCUCCUUUCCUGUUUCUCCUCCUCCUUUUAAUCGGUGAUGUCCAAAACCGCUUCCUCUAUCCGUCUUCUGUGUAUAUAAUUUCAUAGUAGUCCGUAUCCACUCGUAAACUCAUUCUCUCGGUCUUGGGAGACCCCGCCGAGCGCCGCCUGGACCUCUUACUUUUUACGAGUUUACGAGGGUCAUGGAAGAGCGAGAGUCAAUUUGUCGUGGAGUCCCAGUCACUCAGGUAAUUAGAGAGAACUUUGCCCGUGGGAAGUGAAUGUAGGAGGAGAGUUUGAAGACAGCUGUCAUUGAACUCGCACGGAGAGGAGGGAAGUGGGUGACGAGCGUAUUAUUGAAGUAUUUAGCGUAUUUUCAUGAGCAAGCUUUAUAAGAAAUGUGUAUACUGUGCUUUGCUUUACCAGUCCACUGUAUAUUAUCAGUCUUUAUUAAUUAAUAGCUUCGUUCAUUUAUUUUUACCCAUUUGUGGAAGGUGUAUCUGAUUUCUCGAAGACAGACACAGACAGUAGCAACUCCAAAGGAUGGCUGUGCAGCAAUACCCUGUGAAUAGUGAUAAUGGUAAUAAAAUGUGAAACUGUAACCUCUUCAUUGUUUUGUCUUUAUUAUUUGGGGUAAAGCUUUUGAAAGGUUAGAUGACAGGAGGUUAUUACUGAAAUUCAUCCUUUUUUAUUACACAAAUGAAGUUACUUGUACUGUAGUUAUUUGAAAAGGAAAAUCAUGAUGUGCUGUACAUAGCUAAGAAAUCACUAAGUGAAUAAAUUAAUAAAUGAAAAUAAUAGUUAAAGAAAACGGUGUGCGGAGGUAUCCUUGCACCUUAAUAUUACACAACUCCUUUGAUUCUUUUCUUCGGAGGAAAAAAAAAACAUUCAUCCUAGAGGCGUGUAUUCUUAUCUGUAUAUAAUGUGGUUUGAUUAUUUUUACAUUUUUAAAGGCGUUAAAAUAUAGAUUGUAAUUAA
Eriocheir sinensis (Chinese mitten crab) is the source of this 4428-nucleotide messenger RNA. Its product is annotated as nucleoredoxin-like. Bases 1 to 1227 code for a protein of 408 amino acids. The record is from RefSeq and is a predicted model, not a curated record. The transcript has 8 exons. Lineage: Eukaryota; Metazoa; Arthropoda; Malacostraca; Decapoda; Varunidae.